AUGCUAAGCCGAACAGCGUCAUUGAUCGACUAUACCGCCCUCUAUCUUCUCCAAGACUACCUCACAACAUAUGAACUAGUUGCUGCCGGAUUAUCUGUUAAGGCGGCUACAAACAUUGCCGUCCUCGUUCCCUUUGCCGGAGUGCCGGGUCAGUUCGCAGCGGCUUUCCUGGUUAAGUAUACGAAGCGAUAUAAAUGGAUUACGGUUUCUGGCUACGUACUCAACUUGCUCGGACUCGGAUUGGCCUAUAAGUACAUCAACGGACACUAUCAUCUGGGUGCGCUGGUUGUCGCUCAAUUGAUCCUGGGAUUCGGCGAAGGGGUAAUCAACACUAUGCAGUUUGGAAUGCAGGCUUCAGCUAACACUGGCUUCUCUGCAGCUGUACUUCCUCGAAGGCUUAGCGAAUAUCUUCCUAAAGAGGCUAUAAGCAAACUCGCUGGGAUUGAAGGAUCUAUUUCGGUUGAUAUGGAAUAUCCGUGGGGCUCCCCCAUCCGUGAUGCUAUCGGAAAGUCAUACACGAGCACCUUCCGCCUCAUGUUGCUGAUCGCACUCAUCCUCGAGGCCUUCGCAAUUGCGUCUGCUCUCGUAAUUGAAGAUCUCAAUGUCAAGGAGGUCGACGAUGCCAGAGAGUACAAGGGAAUUGUAAUCGGAAAGACCGGUGCGGUGGAUGCCUUGAAGGGAAAAGUUCACGCUGGAGAGGAUGGAGAUCCUCGUGCCUCAGUGGCACCUAUGGAAGAAACCACCGAGGUUUGA
Penicillium lagena is the source of this 753-nucleotide messenger RNA. RefSeq lists its product as uncharacterized. Gene Ontology annotation, molecular function: transmembrane transporter activity. Gene Ontology annotation, biological process: transmembrane transport. The coding region runs from base 1 to 753 and encodes 250 amino acids. Lineage: Eukaryota; Fungi; Ascomycota; Eurotiomycetes; Eurotiales; Aspergillaceae. The record is from RefSeq and is a predicted model, not a curated record. The transcript has 2 exons.